AAGCAGCAUCAAAGGCAAGAGUCCACUUUCUUGUUCGAGAGGAAAGGAGAGAAAGAGAGCAUCGUCCAACACCGACCAACACCGCAAGAUCCGACGCAAGCGGCAGCGGCAUGAGCCCACCAAACCUCCGCCCCCAAAGGAUUCCAACAAGAAAGACGAGGAUUUGUCCGAUGAAGAUUUGGCCUCAAGCAGCAAUUAGAAUUGUACGUGGAGAGGGUUCAAGAUUCUGAUCCUGAGAGUAUGAGGCAGGAAAUUCGUACCUCAACUAGUUCCAUGAUACCAAUGCCCCCCGCAUUACGGAACUCUAAAAGCAUACUAUGAAACAAUGACCGAUUCAGAUUUGAAGAACUACCUUGCGGAUAUAUUGUCGGUUUUGGAACUGACCAUGUCUGCUGAAGGAGAACGGGAAAGCUUAAAGUUUAGAUAGUUGGGUUCAGACGGUGAUAUUGGUUCAUGGGGACAUGAAUAUGUCAGGAACUUAGCUGGAGAAAUUGCUCAAGAAUAUGCCAAGCGACAGUUGCAGAGUGAUGAGACCCCGUUUGAUGAUUUAAUGGAGUUAGUACAACAAAUAGUUGCUUUUCACAUGAGGCACAAUGCCGAACCGGAAGCUGUUGACCUUGUAAUGGAGGUUGAAGACCUUGAUCUGUUAGUCGAGCAUGUUGACAAGACAAAUUUUAAGAGUACUUGUCUCUACCUCAUCAGUUUGGUAAGAUUGGUUCCUGGACCAGAUGAUAUGUUAGUUUUGGAUAUUGCAUUCAUGAUAAAUCUGAAAUUUGAAGAAUAUCCAAAUGCACUUCUGAUUGCCCUUUUCCUUGACAAUAAGGAGUAUGUAAAGCAAGUCUUUACAUCUUGUGAUGAUCUGCUGCGUAAAAAGCAAUUCUGUUACAUCCUCGCCCAACAUGGUAGUAAUUUUGAGCUUAAUGAUGAGAUGGUGUCAGAAGAUGAAGAAAGAGAAGCAAUGCAGGACAUUAUUAAUAACGCUAAACUCAGUGAAGGUUAUCUUACCCUUGCUCGUGAUAUUGAGGUCAUGGAGGUCAAAACUCCAGAAAAUAUCUACAAGUUUUGAACGUUUCAUUUCAUGUCAUAGAUCUGACACUUGGUGCACAUUUCAAAAUUUGCUGUUGUGAUGAUAUACCAUCAUAAGAUUUUAAGGAUUACUGCAUUUAAUGUGUAAAAAGCUAUGCUGCUCUGAGUGUUUUUUUGUUGGUUACUUGCGUCCCUAUCAACUUUUGGUAUUUUUUAGUCACUCGAUUGAACUAGGGAGUAAAAUAGUGUUCUUUCACUCAUCUAAUUUAAGUAACUCAAAAUCUACCGAUGAGGUAU
Molecule: messenger RNA, 1323 nt
Organism: Fragaria vesca subsp. vesca
Lineage: Eukaryota; Viridiplantae; Streptophyta; Magnoliopsida; Rosales; Rosaceae
Product: 26S proteasome non-ATPase regulatory subunit 2 1B-like
Exons: 12
Coding region: 551-1066 (171 amino acids)
Biological process (GO): proteasome-mediated ubiquitin-dependent protein catabolic process
Cellular component (GO): proteasome storage granule; proteasome regulatory particle, base subcomplex; nucleus
Source: RefSeq, a predicted model, not a curated record